This is a messenger RNA of Plasmodium vivax (malaria parasite P. vivax), 2646 nucleotides long. RefSeq lists its product as hypothetical. The coding region runs from base 1 to 2646 and encodes 881 amino acids. NCBI's taxonomy places the organism in Eukaryota, Apicomplexa, Aconoidasida, Haemosporida, Plasmodiidae. The record is from RefSeq and is a predicted model, not a curated record. The transcript has a single exon.
AUGGCUAGUAGACAGACGGAAAAAACAAAUAACGAAAUAACGAAAACAACGGAAAAAGCGGAAAAAAUAAAUGAGCACAUUACGCCUUCGCUGGAGGACAUUCAUAACGAUAAGAUAAAAUCGGUAGACACUUCUCCCAAUAAAGCGAAUCAAAAUUCGGAAAAAGACAUGCCAUUUGGCUUAACAAAUUGGGAAAUAUCUUCCGAGCGUGCUGUUUCGAGCGAUAUACGGGAAGGUGAAGGUGAAGGCGAAGGAGAUUUUUUCAGCAGUAACGUAAAAUGUAAUAAUGCCAAGACGAAAUUUAAAAGUUACGCAUUAAGUGGGAACGCUCCAGAUGCGCAACUUAGUGAACACUCAAACAAAUUAAAGGAAAAAAAACACUUGCACACAAUAAUAAAGGAAAAAAUCCGCAAGUAUAGCAUUUGUCACAACGGCGAAAGUGGAAACUAUUGUCACUCGCCAGAAAAAUUCAACACCGAAUGUUUGAAGGAAGAUAAGGCAGUUGACAAAUUCGACAAAGCAGAAAAUUCAAAUAAUUUUUUUUACACAGAUCAUCAACCCGUUCCGCAUUCCCUGCAGCAGGAAUAUUGUGGCCACGAUAUAACUGCACGCGAAGGGACUCGUCGAAAUGAAAAGGAGGAUGCAACGUUAGGGCGUUCGAAGUGUUAUAAAGAUACGCACAAGAGCAAGUUCAACAGCAUGACGCGCUUAGAGUCCGCUUCGAAAGUGGCGGAUGACUCGAGCGGAGCCUUGCCGCGGGGUGGUGACUCCGGCGAUGGGGGGCUAAGCGGCGACAGUGAUAAGAGGGAGGACCACGCGGCAGGAGCCCCUACGCAGGGGAAUGGUGAACAGAACCAGGAUCACCGCGAUCACCGCGAUCAUCCCGCGAAGAACAGCCCGCACGCUGAAGACAUAAUCAGGUGCAACGACGAGGAGCUGAUAAGGAGUCUUCAAAAGGGAGAAGGAGUUAACCCUGUUGAGCGGGUGGAGCGGCCCUCACCGAAAUAUCAAGAAAAGGGACGCUCCAAGUAUCGCAGAAAUUGCUACAAUGUUCGGCAGAGCAGCAUUAAAAGUAUUGUGAAUGGCAAGGGUGCACAGCUUGGUAGGAGGGAGGCGCAUAGUGAAGCACGUGAAGGGGACUCGAGGGUCGAUGAAGGGAAAAGCGCGUCCGGGGGGGAAGUAGACAAGUUCAGUGGCGCGGGGAGAGACUCCUCUGGGGAGGCACCCUCGAAUAGAGGUGAUGAUGAGCACGACGAUCACGGCAGAGAAAACCACAACGAGGAAAAAGGUAGUAGUGACGAGAAUGACGCGCGGGACAAGGGAGAUGGUGAGGCAGACGGUAGGGGAGAUAUUGCGAGGAAGAACCUGGAGGAAGGCGGGUGGAUAGAAAUCGAGCAGCCGCUCAAUUUCUGGGACGCCCUGAAGAACAAUUUUAAGAACGUGUUUUUGGUGAAGUCGGAGGGGGGAGAAGCGGCAGAUGGAGGGGAGAAGGCGGCAGCUGGAGGGGAGGAAGCCGAGUCAGCCAACUUAGGCGAUUCUGUCAACGAACUCAAGGAGUCCGUCUCGCCCGCCGCGCCUACCGCGCCUACCGCGUCUAGCGCGCUUGGCGAGUUCCCCCUCUCGCCAGACGUGUACGUGAAGUGCCUAAACUUCCUGAGCGCGGAAAAAAUCCUGGAGUGUGAGCUGCUAAACAAGCUGAGCAGCCACGUAAUAAACAACCGAAUCAACGUGUUCACCCACGUGAAAAAACUAACGCUAGAUGAGAGGUGGUCCCACAUCCCAAUAUACAAGAGACAGUUCUAUCUGCACCAAAUGAAAAACGUCAAGCAUAUGUACACCUCGGAGAAAAUAUACUCAGGCAAUGGAAUGUACAUUCACGAAGUAGCUGCAAUUAUAUUUCAAAAUGUGUCUAAUUUGAAGACCCUAGAAUUACUGUCGCCCGAAUAUUGUAUGAAUGAUAAUACCCCAAGACAUGAGCCAUUCGCUCUAUGCCCAUCUGUUUUUUCAAAACUGGAGAAGCUAACAAUAAUUGGAUGCCAGACGUUGGAGUGGCUACACAUUUUGCGUAAUUGUUCCUUUCCUUUGUUAAAAAAAUUUGAAGUAUGUUACUACCCCCUCCAUCAUGAUCACUGGGUGUGGAAAUUCAUUUUCGAUUUUACCCUCUUGGGGUUACAAGGCUUGUUUAAAAUUUUAUACACUAUGGAGAAUCUUCAAAAAUUGAGCAUCGGAUUUGACGUACUGUUUGAUAAUCUGGAAGGGUAUCUGUACAACCCUUUGGAGAGUCACCGGAAUCUGUUGGGGGGGGUUAAUUUUGUUCCAAAUAAUCAGCGGUAUACAAACGCGUUGUCUGCCCCCCCGGCGAAUGGGAACCCCUCGAGGAAGUUUAAAAGCUACCGGGGAAGGAUCUGCGAGGAGGAUUUCAGUGACAUCUUCACCAUUGCUUAUUACAUUUCGGGGAAAUGUGGGAAGCUGAAGAGGAUUAUGAUCAAGUACAGGGACUCGUAUGAUAGUUAUGAUGACGAGAUGGAUAACGACGAGACGCUGAAUGAGUUCAUUUCGGAGGCCACCAACACGGCGUCGAGUUACUACAACUAUGUGCUCAACUGGUUUCGGUCCGCGGGUGGUACGGCGUCGGAGCGGGGUUAG